AUGUCAAUUCAACCGCUCAUCACCUUCAAGGCAGGCCAGUGCGAGCUCACUCGCGGAGAAGGCAUCCAGCAGACAGUCAAGCCGGUGCCGACACCUGGCUACGUCUAUCUGUACCAGGGCGAAGAUGAAUUCGUGCACUUUUGCUGGAGACCCCGUGACAGGCCUCUUGACCAGUCUGAGCUCGACCUCAUCAUGAUUCCCGGCGACGGCUCCUUCCAACCUUACACUGGCAAAGACUCCGCCGAAGACUCGGACCACGUCAAUUCGCCCACCGACGGUCGCAUAUUCGUCCUCAAGUUCAGCUCAAGCUCACAGCGAUACCUCUUUUGGUUACAAUCAAAGUCGCAGCACCCGCGUGGCGCAAGCUGGUUCAGCGAACGCGACCUCAAGAUCGGACAGGUUGUUGACCUCCUCCUUACAGGCGAAGAGAUUGACGUUCAGGCUGAGCUUGCCGGUAUUUCCAACUCUUCUGGCGGCAACGACGAGGAUGAGACCAUGGAGGACAUUGACCAUUCGUCUAGCCGGAACCGCCAUGGUAGCACGGGGGGUGCAGGAGCUGACGCUACAGGAGGUGAUGUUCGAGAAGAAGGCGAAGAGUCUAGAGAGGGAGGUGCUGAUGGAGGUCGAGCAGCCGGAUCAGGCGAUGUCUCGGCCAUUGUCGCCGAUUUCAUGAACUCGCUCAAGGGCGGCAACGCCGGUAGCAGCUCGCAGCAACAGCGAUCUGCCCCUUUCGCACCUCUCCUCGACUUCCUGUGGCCCUCGCACACCCUUCCUACUGUACAGGACGCAUCCGAUGACGUCAUCGACGCUCUCUGCGCACAGCUCCCCACGACGCCCUUUCUACUAGAAGCGGAAGUCGAGGACGUUGACCAGAUUGACCCCAACUCCGAGACUGCCCAAAUGGCCAUGCAAACACUGAGCCGAGAGGAGAAGGUCGAGGUCCUAGGCAGGAUUCUACGGGCGCCGCAGCUUAGGGCGGCUCUAGGCAGUCUGACUGAGGCUCUCAGGACUGGCGCAUUGCCGACUGUUAGUCAAGCACUGAAAAUUGACGUUGAGAAUGGCGGAUAUAUGAGAGGUGCAGGGAUGCCGCUUGGUGGUGACGAUGCAAUCAGGGUAUUUUUGGAGGGCGUCAAGAAGACCGUCGAGAAGGACAAGAAGGGCGGUGAUGAGAUGGACACAAGCUAGAUUUCACCUCGUAAGUAGGGUGUUGGAUACGCUUCGGAACUGGAUUACGGCCGAUACGACUGAUGGUACAUGCUUAAACGAUCACGAAUAUGGAUACUGCAUAGCGAGGGUAGGGGGAUAGACUGUCUCUUUCAUUUUUGUCUUCUUCAAUCCUAUACCUGCAUCCUUGCAGAGGUAUUCUGAAGUUACGGUCAACCCUGUCCAGUCCAAACCCGAAUCAAUCAGUCUCGGUCUUUGCCUGC
Molecule: messenger RNA, 1427 nt
Organism: Pyrenophora tritici-repentis Pt-1C-BFP
Lineage: Eukaryota; Fungi; Ascomycota; Dothideomycetes; Pleosporales; Pleosporaceae
Product: putative 26s proteasome complex ubiquitin receptor subunit rpn13 protein
Cellular component (GO): cytoplasm; nucleus; proteasome regulatory particle, lid subcomplex
Molecular function (GO): proteasome binding; endopeptidase activator activity
Source: RefSeq, a predicted model, not a curated record